AUGUCCCUCCCCCAAAGCCCAGUCGAUCCAGUCGCUCGCCUCGAAGCAGAGCUCGCGCAAGAGAAAGCCGCUCAUGCGCGCACGAACAAGAAGCUGGAAGCCAUUACUCAUCUCCACGCCAACCAGGCCAUUACUAUCAGUUCCCAAAUCGGCAUCAUCAGGUCGCAGAUCCAGAGGCAUCCCGAAGAUAUCGCGGACAUCCAGGUAGAAGCCAGGAAAGCGGAGGAUGAGCGCCAGCGCAGGACAUCGGAGGCGAGUGCGAUGGGAAAUGGGCCGUAG
This is a messenger RNA of Alternaria viburni, 279 nucleotides long. RefSeq lists its product as uncharacterized. The transcript has a single exon. Lineage: Eukaryota; Fungi; Ascomycota; Dothideomycetes; Pleosporales; Pleosporaceae. Bases 1 to 279 code for a protein of 92 amino acids. The record is from RefSeq and is a predicted model, not a curated record.